Molecule: messenger RNA, 552 nt
Organism: Melampsora larici-populina 98AG31
Lineage: Eukaryota; Fungi; Basidiomycota; Pucciniomycetes; Pucciniales; Melampsoraceae
Exons: 4
Coding region: 1-552 (183 amino acids)
Source: RefSeq, a predicted model, not a curated record
AUGUUGAAAUUACACUUCGUCGUUCUUUUGCUCUUUAUUUCACCUUUCAUUCUUCAUCAAACUUUGGCGCGUCCAACUGGUAUUGGAUUCAACCGUUACGAUUCAAGCAGUGCUACUCUAUCAAACAUGAGAAUGUCAAGAAGAGGCGAAGAAGAGGGCGCAAAGGGCCAUGAAAAAUCAGAUUGCCCCGAGAAGGAAGAACAGAAAGAAGGCCAAGGAAAACCUGAAAGCAAAGAAGAACACGGUCCAGAGAAAACACCGGAAGGAGAAAAAGAAAAACCAUGCCCCGAAAAGAAGGAAGGCGCAGAGGCAGGCUCUCAGGAACAUAGCCCGGAUAAAAAACCCAAAGGAGAGCAAGAAAAACCAUGCCCCGAAAAGAAAGAAGGCGCAGAGGGAGGAUCCGAACAAAGUCCGGAGAAAAAACCUGAUUGCAAAGAAGGUGAAGGAAAACCCGAGCAUGAAGAGAAGAAAGAAGGAUCGGAGAAACCAGAAAAGAAAGGACCAGAAGAACCAUGUGAGAAGCAAGAAGGAGAGCACAAACCAAAACAUUAG